This is a messenger RNA of Anolis carolinensis (green anole), 3604 nucleotides long. RefSeq names its product zinc finger protein 658B-like. Bases 616 to 2313 code for a protein of 565 amino acids. The transcript has 2 exons. The record is from RefSeq and is a predicted model, not a curated record. Lineage: Eukaryota; Metazoa; Chordata; Lepidosauria; Squamata; Anolidae.
GAGGGGCGGGGGCGGGCUCCGGGGAAGGAGGAAGACGAAGGAGAAGAUGGCGGCGCCUGGCCUGGCCUGAGGCCUGGUCUGUGUCUGUGAGGCGGGAAGGAAGGCGGCGGAUGGCGCAGAGAAGGAAGAGACCGACAGAGAGAGAGGACGUGAGAGUUCUCUGGAGCCACCCCUGCCGUGAUGGGAAACGAACCAGCUUCUAGUCGAUAUUAAGGCAUUUGGAAACCAAAGUGCAGUAAGGAAACCAGGCCUCUAGGAAAAAGGAUUCCUCUCAAGGGGCUGAUCUUGCUGAAUUCCUACAUUCACUUUGGAUUCUAGAGUAGAACCAUAGAGUCGGAAGAGACUGUAUGAGGCACCCAGUCCAGGCCUCUGCCGUGCAGGAAAAGCCAAAGUACCCCAGACAGAUGAGCAUCUGGCCUCUGUUUAAAGGAUUCCAAAGGAGCCUCCACUACACUUUGAGGCAGAGAGUUCCACUGCUGAACAGCUCAGGAAGUUCUUAAUGUUCAGAUGGAAUCUACUUUCCUGUAAUUUGAACCCACUGCUGUGAGUAAUCAGAAAGGGAAAAACAAGAAUCAAGUGUCCUUAUUGGAAUUAAAUGUACAUAACAUUGUUGACAUGGAGGAGAAAGUAUAUAAAUGUAUUGAAUGUGGAAAGAGCUUUAGUCAGCAUGGAAACCUGAAGACACAUCAAAGGAUUCACACUGGGGAGAAACCCUAUAACUGCCUGGAGUGUGGACAGAGCUUCACUCAGAAGGGAAGCUUACAUAGACAUCAAAGGACUCACACUGGAGAGAAGCCCUAUAAAUGCCUGGAGUGUGGACAGAGCUUCACUCAGAAGGGAAGCUUACAUAGACAUCAAAGGACUCACACUGGAGAGAAGCCCUAUAAAUGCCUGGAUUGUGGACAGAGCUUCACUGAGAAUGGACACUUACAAAGACAUCAAAGGACUCACACUGGGGAGAAACCCUAUAACUGCCUGGAGUGUGGACAGAGCUUCACUCAGAAGGGAAGCUUACAUAGACAUCAAAGGACUCACACUGGAGAGAAGCCCUAUAAAUGCCUGGAGUGUGGACAGAGCUUCUCUCAUAAUUCACAUCUACAUAGACAUCAAAGGACCCACACUGGGGAGAAACCCUAUAACUGCCUGGAGUGUGGACAGAGCUUCACUCAGAAGGGAACCUUACAUUCACAUCAAAGGACUCACACUGGGGAGAAACCCUAUAAAUGCCUGGAGUGUGGACAGAGCUUUGCUCGUAGUUCAGGACUACGUUCACAUCAAAGGACCCACACUGGGGAGAAACCCUAUAAAUGCCUGGAGUGUGGACAGAGCUUUGCUCAUAGUUCAGGCCUACGUUCCCAUCAAAGGACUCACACUGGGGAGAAAACCUAUAACUGCCUGGAGUGUGGACAGAGCUUCACUCAGAAGGGAAGCUUGCAUAAACAUCAAAGGAAUCACACUGGGGAGAAACCCUAUAACUGCCUGGAGUGUGGACAGAGCUUCACUCAUAAUUCACAUCUACAUAGACAUCAAAGGACCCACACUGGGGAGAAACCCUAUAACUGCCUGGAGUGUGGACAGAGCUUCACUGAGAAGGGAACCUUACAUUCACAUCAAAGGACUCACACUGGGGAGAAACCCUAUAAAUGCCUGGAGUGUGGACAGAGCUUCACUCAGAGUUCAGGACUACGUUCACAUCAAAGGACCCACACUGGAGAGAAACCCUAUAAAUGCCUGGAGUGUGGACAGAGCUUCACUCAGAAGGGAAGCUUACAUAGACAUCAAAGGACCCACACUGGGGAGAAACCCCAUAACUGCCUGGAGUGUGGACAGAGCUUCUCUCAUAAUUCACAUCUACAUAGACAUCAAAGGACCCACACUGGAGAGAAACCCUAUAAAUGCCUGGAGUGUGGACAGAGCUUCUCUCGUAAUUCACAUCUACAUAGACAUCAAAGGACCCACACUGGAGAGAAACCCUAUAAAUGCCUGGAGUGUGGACAGAGCUUCACUGAGAAGGGAAGCUUACAUAAACAUCAAAGGACUCACACUGGGGAGAAACCCUAUAACUGCCUGGAGUGUGGACAGAGCUUCACUCAGAGUUCAGGACUACGUUCACAUCAAAGGACUCACACUGGGGAGAAACCCUAUAAAUGCCUGGAGUGUGGACAGAGCUUCACUCAGAGUUCAGGACUACGUUCACAUCAAAGGACUCACACUGGGGAGAAACCCUAUAAAUGCCUGGAGUGUGGACAGAGCUUCACUCAUAGUUCAGGCCUACGUUCACAUCAAUGGACUCACACUGGGGAGAAGCCCUAAAAAUGCCUGGAGUGUGGACAGAGCUUUGCUCAUAGUUCAGAACUACGUUGACAUCAAAGGACCCACACUGGGGAGAAACCCUAUAACUGCCUGGAGUGUGGACAGAGCUUUGCUCGAAGUUCAGGACUACGUUCCCAUCAAAGGACUCACGCUGGGCAGAAACCAUAGAAAUGCAUGGAGUGUGGACAGAGCUUUUCAUGGAAUAGACAUCAAUUUGAGUUUAGCAUAUUCUAAUAAUUGUAUAUUUAUUUCCUUUCUUAGUUUAAUAAAAUUAUUAGUAUCUAAAUCUUCUAAUUCUCUAUAACAUUUAUUCCCAGAUCCUUAAUUGUCUUUAAUUUUAAUUAUCCCCUCCUGUUUUAUUUUUUAAAUCUCUUCUUAGUGAUAAUUAAAUAACUACACUUCUGACUUGUUCCAGUUAAUUUGCAAAACUUUUAAUUUUCCCAAAUUCUUCUAGGUAAUUUUCAUUUUUUCCCCAUUGUUGUAUUGGGUUUUCCACUGAUAAAUGGGUAUCUUCUGCAAAUAAAUUAAUUUUAUUUGUUUUAAUACUCUUAGUUCCAUAACUAAUGUAUCUGUUUCCUGGAUCUUUAUUUUCCAAUAUUUCUCAAUAUAUUCCUCUAUUUUACUUUUGGAGUUUUCUUUUGCCAAGUAUAGUUCUUGAUAUGAUCUUGGAAAAGUUAAUAUUUUGUCUUCCAUCCUUGUAUGAUUCUUACCUUCCUUGUCUUUAAUGGAUGUUAUUAAUUUUUUCCUUUCUAAUGUGUGCUGCCUUGGCUAAUAAUUUGGAGUUUCUAUUACUGUAUUCAAAGUAUUCUUGUUGUGAAUGCGCCUUCAGAGACUGUGAAUGAUAGUGGUGGGAUCAGGAGAGGAAGGAAAAGCCCUCGCGAGGAGGGCUCAUUGGAGGAUUUGUUUAGGAAAAGGGUCAGGGAGACUGAUGGGGAGUCUUCUGAGCAGGAUUUAUGUGGGGAUCCUGAGGUGGAAAUGGAUGCUGGGGUGUCAUGGGGCCAAUUCCCAGAGCUGAGUCUGCAAGCUCUGGAAAUUGGAGCCAUAACAAAGCGCGCUCCUGGAACACCUGGCAGCACAGCCUGGGAACUGGUGGAGUGAAAAUGUAAACAAGUAUAAUGAGUAGUUUGUGUGAAAAUGGUAGAAAUGUGAUACAGGGGGUGGGGUUUUGGUGAUGAUAUUUACGUGUGAUGUUACCUAGUAGCAAAGGUAAUAAAAGUGGUUGUAUGUAAACAUUAUGUCAUUCUCGACUUUUUCCAAGUCGUGUGUUCUUCAAUAAAGAUUGGUUUUGAGA